Messenger RNA from Arvicanthis niloticus (Nile rat), 2707 nucleotides. RefSeq names its product insulin induced gene 1 (gene Insig1). Gene Ontology annotation, biological process: SREBP-SCAP complex retention in endoplasmic reticulum; cellular response to insulin stimulus; SREBP signaling pathway. The record is from RefSeq and is a predicted model, not a curated record. Lineage: Eukaryota; Metazoa; Chordata; Mammalia; Rodentia; Muridae. Gene Ontology annotation, cellular component: SREBP-SCAP-Insig complex; endoplasmic reticulum.
AACCCGCGCGGCGCCGCGGCCGCUCCUGGGCCGUCCGGGCGCGCUACGCGUGUUGUCGUGGCGUGCACCUCCCACGGUGUGCCUGGCCGCCCAUGCCCAGGCUGCACGACCACAUCUGGAGCUACCCAAGUGCGGGCUCUGCAAGGCCGUACAGCCUCCCGCGAGGCAUGAUUGCGGCGGCUCGCUGUCCGCAGGGCCCCGGAGCCCCCGAGCCCGAGCCAGCGCCCCGGGGCCAGCGAGCGGGAACCGCAGGAUGCCCCGCGCGCCCGGGCAGCUGGCACCACGACCUGGUGCAGCGAAGCCUCGUGCUCUUCUCAUUUGGCGUGGUCUUGGCCCUGGUGCUCAACCUGCUGCAGAUCCAGCGGAAUGUCACGCUCUUCCCCGACGAGGUGAUAGCCACCAUCUUCUCCUCAGCCUGGUGGGUGCCCCCGUGCUGUGGCACGGCAGCCGCUGUUGUCGGCUUACUGUAUCCCUGUAUUGACAGUCACCUGGGAGAACCACACAAGUUCAAGAGAGAGUGGGCCAGCGUCAUGCGCUGUAUUGCGGUGUUCGUUGGCAUCAACCACGCCAGUGCCAAAUUAGAUUUUGCCAAUAAUGUCCAGCUGUCCUUGACUUUAGCAGCCCUGUCUUUGGGCUUGUGGUGGACGUUUGAUCGGUCCCGGAGCGGCCUUGGACUUGGGAUCACCAUCGCCUUCCUAGCUACGCUGAUCACUCAGUUUCUUGUGUAUAAUGGUGUCUACCAGUACACGUCUCCCGACUUCCUCUAUAUCCGUUCUUGGCUUCCGUGUAUAUUUUUCUCAGGAGGUGUCACGGUGGGAAACAUAGGACGACAGUUAGCUAUGGGUGUUCCGGAAAAGCCUCACAGUGACUGAGCUUUAGCACAUGGUUCAGAGCGGAAGCAGGAUGCGGAGACACUGGACCUGGGUGUGAUGAAGAUGAUCUUUUUCUCAAUGUUCCAUUUAGACUGGGCUGACGAUAAAUGACUCCUAAAGAUGCGUUCACUUAGUCUAGACCAGCAUGUGGAGGCAAGGACCACUUACCUAAGUCUCACCUUGCUCCCCCACCCUCACAGCCGUCUGCACUGGGACACUCCAUCCCAGGCUGUAUGUGGGAGGCGGGGAGGGGCCAGUUUCUCGAGUAUUAGAGUUCACUCAUCAUUCAAAGCAAAAUGCCAUAUUUCAAAGCCUUGAAUCAAAAUGAAUCACCAACGAGCAGUUUUGUGUCCGUGCCCAAAGGAGCGAGGUUGAUGGUGCUUAACAGAGAUGAAGUGUGUGUAGUAAUAUUUAUCCAGAAUUAAAAUAUAGGGUUGUAUAAAGAGAUGGUGAGGGCAGCAAUGAACUGAAGGGAGAUCACGCUCCCAGUGGGACCCAGUGCAGCCGUCUCCAGGUCACUCAGGCUAGUGCUCACGUUGGUUCCAUCCAUGUAGGGUCUGUGCUUUUUACUGCCAGGAGGUUUGUAGACAAUCUUAGUGAAAGCCGAGGGCAGCACAGUCAGGAUUCUGCAUUGUGAUGCUGGACUUUUCACCUCAGUUUAAAGUGAAGUUUUAUCCAAGAUCUGGACCAUCUAAGAGUGAGUAGCUGUUUGCUGUUUCCGUCAUAAUGAGCCGAAGUUGUGUCUCUGUCACUCCAGAGUGGAGAGGACUUUUCCACAGCCCUAUGGAGCUUGCAAUCUGUGAUUGCCUCGUAAAAGGUUGAGUGCGCGCGUACUUUACGCGGUGUCCUGUGUGCGUUGGACAGCGUAGAACACAUGGGACCUAACUUGCAAGUAUUGGGUCUUCGACUUCAAGUGCAAUGUGUAUGAAAACCAAUCUGAGCCUUGUAUUCUCUUAAAUAUUUAUUUUUUAUUUUUUAUUUUUUUUUUUUUACUGCGCGAGCUGUUCCAGAGAAGGGUUCUUGGGUCAUUUCAGAGCUGCGUGGAGGCGCACUCAGCAAUACUGUGUCAGCCGUGACGUGACGCGCCCCCAUCACACCCCCCAUUGCGCCCUAGUCCUCUGACAUACUCCAGGCUUGUGAGUUCAGUGAUUUUUUUUUUUUUUCUUACAAACUUACCUUUUUUUUGGUAUUCCAAAAUGUGUUUGUAUUAAAUUAUAUGGAACUGACUUGGUGAAACAGUAGUCGGUCCUUGGGCAGGGCAGAAGCUCUGUGCCUGUGGACAUCUGGGUUUGGGUUCACUCUCGCAGGGCUCCUCCUAGGGGGUUUGCUUAUUUUGUUUUGAGGGAAAUGUCUGGAGUAAACCUUUGUUUUCUGAAAGUACUUUGCCUAAAAGAAAAUGGGUUCUUCUAGACUUUGGAAUGGUCCUUAAAGUUUCCUGGAAAUAAAAACAAAUGAUUGGUACUUUGAAGACAUUCUUCAGCCAAGACUUACUUCAGUGUCUUGCAAAAACCACAAGUGACAAGAAGAAAAACGGGUGAUCUUGGUCAUGCACUUGAUUGUAUACAUGAGUAUUUUUUUCUCUAAAAUUGGAAAUAAAUCUGUUGGAAAUAAUGUAGCCACACAAAAAAAAAGUGACUCUGAAGGAUACUUUUGCCAAUAGUUACAGCAGUUACACUGAACCAAAGUGACUGAGUCUAUACAAACGGUAAUUGGUACCAAGCACACUCACUGUCCUGAUCUGAACGCCCAGCGAAGUUCACGACUGUGCUAGGUUUGCAGCAUUGUUCUUUUCAUCUUUUGCAUUCUUUUUUACUUUUAUUAAAGGUUCAAAACCA